AUGGUUUCCGCACAGGGUGACUUCAGCUUUGAUGAACAGACUUGGAAGACCAUCUCUUCAUUCAUGAAGCAGUUGAUUUCCAGUCUUCUGACCGUCGAUCCUCACAGAAGACCACUGCACAAGAGCACUGAAUGCCAGAUGGUUAUGAAUGUACUCUGGACAAGAUUGACUGAUACUGGCCGAAACUGGCGCCAUGUUUAUAAGGCAUUGACUGUAAUAGAGUAUUUAGUGGCGAAUGGAUCGGAAUGUGCAGUUGAUGACAUCCAAAUCUCAUCAAUCUCAGGUUUUGAAUAUGUUGAGCCUAAUGGAAAGGAUAUGAGAAUCAACGUGCGAAAGAAGGUUGAAACCAUUUUGGCCCUCUUGAAUAGCAAGGAUAAAAUACAAGAAGUCAGAAACAAAGCUGCUGCAAACCGUGAUAAGGGCACCUUCUGUGAUUUGAGGCUUCAUCUCAUCAUCAAUAAUGCCAAGUUUGCUCUUUUACGUCAAUAG
Messenger RNA from Magnolia sinica, 489 nucleotides. RefSeq names its product clathrin interactor EPSIN 1-like. Gene Ontology annotation, biological process: endocytosis. Gene Ontology annotation, molecular function: phospholipid binding; clathrin binding. The record is from RefSeq and is a predicted model, not a curated record. Bases 1 to 489 code for a protein of 162 amino acids. Gene Ontology annotation, cellular component: endosome; plasma membrane; clathrin vesicle coat. The transcript is spliced from 5 exons. NCBI's taxonomy places the organism in Eukaryota, Viridiplantae, Streptophyta, Magnoliopsida, Magnoliales, Magnoliaceae.